Messenger RNA from Pecten maximus, 1762 nucleotides. RefSeq lists its product as uncharacterized. The coding region runs from base 78 to 1517 and encodes 479 amino acids. The transcript has 4 exons. The record is from RefSeq and is a predicted model, not a curated record. Lineage: Eukaryota; Metazoa; Mollusca; Bivalvia; Pectinida; Pectinidae.
UGUUUACGUAUUUCGGAGGAUGUGGCGGUUCACGAAGGACUUGUAGAGGCAUUGUGAGGUUUUCUCUCAUAGGGAAGAUGUUUCUGACUAGGAAAGGUUUGUGGUUUCCCCUUAGCGUGCUACUAAUAUGUACCGCUGUCGGGCGUGUGUGUUCUACCAAACAGGAGGACGAUACGAUAGGGAAAGCCUUCGGUAGUCUGUUUAAAGCAAUACUUAGCGUGGUAAAGUCUCAAUUUGAGGCGACAAAGGAUUUUGUUCCCGGGAUCGACACGACCAGCGGAUCAACCAAUCAAACAGACGUUAAGAAUAUGGGAGCUAAUGACACUGGAGACACGCCUAAUUACGAUACCAAGAUGGGUAUGCAAGUGGGAAUGAAAUCCAAGAACGUCUUCAAAAGUGAGGAAUCGACUGACCUUCCUUCUAUCGGUGGAGAGGAUGUACCGUCCCCAUCAGGCACAGGUCAUAAAACAUUUACCGAAGAAUCCUAUGACAUCAAUAAACCCACAAUAGAACACACGGACCAAAGAGUGUCGGGGGAGGAUAUUCAAGAGCAAGUGUCAGAUCAAGGAACUGGUGAUAUAGUGUCAAAAUAUAACGGUUCCCUAGAACAAAGUGAUGAGAAGGCUCCAGGCAAAAGUCAAGUGCAUGACGUUUCUUUCUCAGGUACGGAAUCCAUGAAUCCAGAGAAGGGUCUACCGGGUUUUGGCGAAGUACAGGGAACGGAUACGUGGCCGUACCAACUGGAUGUUAAGGAUAUGUUGGGGGUCCUUGAACAAGAGAUCACAGAGCCAGUCAGUGACUUCGAAAGCAAGACAACCAAUGCUAACCAGGAAGUAGAUGAAGCGGGGUAUGUUCAAGCACAUAACAUGACACAAGCAGACGUUGCAAACACCGAGUCAUCUGACAACCAAACCACUAACGAUGACACAGAGCAAAAUGUAAUCACGCAAAACGCUAAUCAGGAUGCAGACAACAUAACACCGAUCCAGGAAGGAACCGGGUUAUCUGACGUAUUGGUAAAUAAUGUCGAUAGCUCUAUCACGAACGCUACAGGGUUGACUGAUACUACUCUCGAUGGGAAUAUUCCUGCAGACUUCAAUGAGAAAACAGCGAUUUCGUCUAUUCAGAAGUUGUCAAACAUUGACGGCGGAGAGGUCCGGCCAUUCAAACCUAACGUAGGUGAUGUAGUUCAGACAGUCGAGAAGGAGCUAUACCAGCAUGGGAUAUCUCCACCCAGUCAAGGUCAUGAUUAUCUUGGGGAUUUUGAAUCAAACGGAGUUGCCGUCGAUGAAACUCUUAAAGAGUCACACCUCACUACUGACAGCAAGCAGAUGGACAGCACCGACAAAAAGAACGGACAGGCUAAAAUGAAUAUUGAGGAAGUUCAGCCAGACAAUACUGAGACUGGUAGUAAAGAUAGUACAUUUGAUCAGAACUCUCCUAGUCCUGGAGAAACAAAAGGCACACAAGGAUCUGAGGAAUCCGAUACGCUACUCCGGUUGGUUAAUACUAUAUAAUAAACAACGUCAGGGAAAACAUGGGGGAUCAACUGUAUUCGAACUAUCGAGAGCUGGGAGUGAUUAAAAGUCGAGAGGCGAACAUCAUUAAAAUGCUACAUCAAAAUCAGCUGGCUCAUUUCACUAUGUAACAUUUAUUUACAGAAUCUACCAAUAUACAGGCCACUUUCUUUAAUUUGUAUAUUUGUUACAUAAAUAUAUUUACAUUUUAGUGGCAAAGCCACGAUAUAAACUAAGUAAACAGA